AUGAGGACUGCCAGUAGCUUCUUCGUGUUAGUUUCGACUGUUCUACUCUUUGCAAGCGCCAAAGCCGUCCGCCCCACUAAACAUUCAGAGAUGGCCACUACAGACAUCGACAAACAGAUUGAGCCAGCUAACAUCGGAAGCGAUCAACGUUUCCUGCGUGUUCACACAUCCGAAGCCGUCGAAGAGGGAGCGAAAGAUUUUGCGUAUAUUAACGAGGAGGAAGAGAGGACACGUUCUCAGGAGUGGGUUAAUAAGUGGAGCGCGAGGGCGGCAGAGUGGGUGGGGAAAGGACUUACGCGUGGACAGAUCGCGGAGAAGUACGGUAUCAAAAAGGGUCGUCGCACAGAUCCUCGAAGUAAAAAUAAGCAGAAGUACAAUCUGUUCCUUGCAGCUUCGCUGAAGAAGCACCCUGGCGGGAUUUAA
Molecule: messenger RNA, 423 nt
Organism: Phytophthora infestans T30-4
Lineage: Eukaryota; Oomycota; Peronosporomycetes; Peronosporales; Peronosporaceae
Product: secreted RxLR effector peptide protein, putative
Exons: 1
Coding region: 1-423 (140 amino acids)
Source: RefSeq, a predicted model, not a curated record